Gadus morhua (Atlantic cod) is the source of this 2472-nucleotide messenger RNA. RefSeq names its product striatin, calmodulin binding protein 4 (gene strn4). The record is from RefSeq and is a predicted model, not a curated record. NCBI's taxonomy places the organism in Eukaryota, Metazoa, Chordata, Actinopteri, Gadiformes, Gadidae. Gene Ontology annotation, cellular component: dendrite. Gene Ontology annotation, molecular function: protein phosphatase 2A binding; calmodulin binding; armadillo repeat domain binding.
GGAAGCAGCGAGGCUGACCCGCUCAGUAGUAAUUCUGCUUUUACGUUCGAGAAGAAAGGAGCGCAGCUUUCAGUGUGGGGCCUCAACGACGGGGACAUUACGACCGCAGCGCACAGCCCCGCACGGCGACAUGGAGGCCGACCGACCAGACCCCAACGGGCCCGGAGCCGCGACGGCAGCCGCGGCCAUCGCUGCGGCGGCGACUGGGGCGGCGACGGCUGGAUGCCCGCAGCCUCGGGAGCCGCAGGACGGGGACGGAGGCCUGUCGCUGCCCGGGAUCCUGCACUUCAUCCAGUACGAGUGGGGCCGUUUCCAGGCCGAGAAGUACCGCUGGGAGGCAGAGAGGGACGAGCUCCGGGCUCAGGUGGCGUUCCUCCAGGGCGAGAGGAAAGGCCAGGAGAACAUGAAGCAGGACCUGGUGAGACGCAUCAAGAUGCUGGAGUACGCCCUGAAACAGGAGAGGGCCAAACACCAGAAGCUAAAGACCGGUACAGACCAGAGUCCCGAGGACAAGAAGCCGGAGCUGGAGGCUGAGCCACUACCAAAUGGCCCGGCAGAGUCCGAUUCCGAGCCAGCCAAUCAGAUGUCCUGGAAGGAGGGACGUCUCCGGGUCUUUCCGGCGGUCUUCCUGGUUCUGCCUGGUCUUCACGACCGGUCUUCCUGGUCGUUCCCGGACGGUCGUCCUGGUGUCUUCCUGGUAGUCCCGGCGGUCCCCCAGGAACGCGGGGAAGGAGAAGCGCCUCGUCCCGUGUGGGGGGCUCCGGUCCUGGACCAGAUCCCCUUCCUGCACGGCUGCAAGGACGACGAGGACGACAGUGACGAGGAGGACGACUUCACGGCCAUGGCCAAGGACUGCAUCGACGGCACCAUCCGGCAAAACAAGAAGCCGCGCGCAAAGGUGGGUCCCGAGCCCAUGACCUCCGACCUGGACCCCGAAGAGGAGGAGGAGGAGGACUCGGAGGACGCGCUCGGAGAGUUUGACUUCCUGGGCUCGGGGGAGGAGGGGGAGGGGGCGGGAGAGGCCCGCCUGUCGGGGGACGGACGGGAGUUAGAGAACCACAGGAACAAGUUACAGGGCAUCAUGUCGGACUUCCCCCCCAAACCCUCCCCCCCCCCUUCGGUGUCGGGACCGGCUCGCCCCGGGGAAGCAGCAGCGGGUGCCCUGGGCUUCUCCUCCGACGUUUUCAUCAUGGACGCCGUGGGGGGCGGGGACAUGAACCUGGGCGAGCUGGCCGACCUCACGGUCGCCAACGACAACGACCUCUCCAUGGACAUGCAGGACCCCCGGGAGGAGUUGAAGAAGACGUGGAACCCGCGCUUCACGCUGCGCAGCCACUUCGACGACGCCAUCCGGGCGCUGACCUUUCACCCCAGCCAGGAGGUGCUGCUCACCGCCUCCGAGGACGGCACCUUGAAGCUGUGGAACCUCAACAAGGCCAUGCACUCCAAGAAGAACGCAGCGCUGGACGUGGAACCCAUCUACACCUUCAGAGCGCACAGCGGGGCGGUGCUGUCUCUGGCCAUGGGCCCUGAGGGUGAAGCAUGCUACAGCGGGGGUCUGGAUGGCUCGGUUCGCUGCUGGAAGAUCCCGGACCUCAACGUGGACCCCUACGACAACUACGACCCGGGCGUUCAGAGCCUGGUCCUGGGGGGCCAUGAGGACGCCGUGUGGGGGCUGGCCUUCUCGGCGGCCCACCGGCGGCUGGCCUCCUGCUCGGCGGACGGCAGCGUGAGGGUCUGGGACCCGCUGGGCUCCGCCCCCUGCCUCUCCGUCCUCAACAAGGAGAAAGAGCGUGGCACCCCCACCUCGGUGGCCUUCGUGACCUCCGACCCCAACCAGGUGGUGGUGUCGUACGACGGCGGCGACACGCUCCUCUACGACCUGAACACUGAGCAGAGCCUCGUCGCCCUGGAGACGCAGACCGUGGACGGGAGCCAGCUGAUCCACCGUGUGGUCAGCCACCCCUCGGAGCCCAUCUCCAUCACCGCCCACGACAACCGCACCAUCCGCUUCCUCGACAACAAGACCGGUAAAGUGGUCCACUCCAUGGUGGCUCACCUGGACGCGGUCACCUGUCUGACCACCGACCCCAAGGGCACGUACCUCAUCUCUGGCAGCCACGACUGCUCGGUGCGCCUGUGGAUGCUGGACAACAGGACGUGCGUGCAGGAGAUCACGGCGCACAGGAAGAAGCACGACGAGGCCAUCCACGACGUGGCCUUCCACCCCUCCCAGCCCUUCAUCGGCAGCGCCGGGGCCGACGCCCUCGCCAAGGUCUUCGUCUAGCGGGACGGCGCCCGCACAGGGUGAGACGGGGCGGAGCAGAACACCGCCUGGACUGAAGAGGACUGGCCUCCCCCCCUGUCCUCCCCCCCUCCCCCCUCCUGUCCCCCCUCCCCCCCCAUCUCCCCUCCUGUCCUCCCUCCCCCCUCCUGGCCUCCCUCCCCCCCUCCUCCUGUCCUCCUGUCCUC